Messenger RNA from Camelina sativa (false flax), 1022 nucleotides. RefSeq lists its product as uncharacterized. Gene Ontology annotation, biological process: chaperone-mediated protein complex assembly; protein folding. Lineage: Eukaryota; Viridiplantae; Streptophyta; Magnoliopsida; Brassicales; Brassicaceae. Gene Ontology annotation, cellular component: nucleus; cytosol. The record is from RefSeq and is a predicted model, not a curated record. Gene Ontology annotation, molecular function: Hsp90 protein binding; protein-folding chaperone binding.
ACUAAAGAAACAGAGAGAGAGGCUCUCUUCUUCGAUCAAAAGAAAAAAUAUUUGCGUCGUCAUCAUCGUUGUUAUUCUUUAGGGUUUUUACACGAGUUCCUUCUGCUUCGUGUUUACAUUAUGAGUCAUCAUCCAGAAGUGAAGUGGGCUGAGAGAGCUGAUAAGGUUUAUUUAACUGUGCAAUUGACUGAUGCUAAGGAUGCAGAUGUUAAGCUUGAUCCUGAGGGAGUCUUUAAUUUCUCUGCUAAAGCUGGAUCUGAUAACCAGCUUUAUGAGCUUAAGCUUGAGCUUAACGAUAAGGUCAAUGUAGAGGAAAGCAAAAUCAACAUCGGAUUAAGAAGCAUAUUCUGCAUCUUGGAGAAAACAGAACCGAAAUGGUGGAAUAAGCUAUUGCGUGGAGGGAAACCGCCUCACUAUGUUAAAGUUGAUUGGGACAAGUGGGUUGAUGAGGAUGAAGAUACCCCCACUGGUCCUGAAGAUAUGGAUAUGGCUGGAAUGGGCGGAAUGGGUGGAAUGGAUUUCUCGAACUUUGGUGGAAUGGGAGGCAUGGGUGGGAUGGGGGGUAUGGAAGGCCUCGGAGGGCUUCAAGGGCUUGGUGGAAUGGGAGGAAUGGGUGGACUUGGCGGAAUGAACAGUAUGGAAGAAUUUGAAGAUAGUGAUGAUGAAGGAGAAGAAGCCAACUCUGGAGACAAAAAGGAGGAAAAUCAAGCUCCUGCCCAUGCGACAGAAGAGGCGAAAACCGAAGAGCAAACAGCUGUGAAGAGUGACAAAUGAAAAAACUGUCCUUAAAACCAUUUGGUAUGACUAACCGAGAAGAGUCUUUAUGUGUUUAUAAAUAUUAUUGCGGAAUGGUUCCAUCUUUUAAAUCAAUUCCCUCUGCUUACUUUUUUUUUGGGAUUGUUGAGUUCUCUUAUAUGGUUUGAUCUUUUUUUUUUUUGGUCAACUUAAAAUGUUCUUUCGAACAUGCAAUUGUUUGGUUGUUGUGAUGACAUAAGAGUUUGUGAGAAGAAGCUCUUCUUUAA